Tetrahymena thermophila SB210 is the source of this 309-nucleotide messenger RNA. RefSeq lists its product as hypothetical. The record is from RefSeq and is a predicted model, not a curated record. Lineage: Eukaryota; Ciliophora; Oligohymenophorea; Hymenostomatida; Tetrahymenidae. The transcript has a single exon.
AUGAGUAGGCUAUUAUAAAUGCAAAUCUUAAGACAAAAAAAGUUAUAAUAGAGUAAACAUUUUCAUAUCCUACUUAGAUAAAUAGAUAGAUAUAAGAAAAAAUAGAACUAAAUAUGUAAACAGCUUAGAUUAGUUUUCUAAAAGGAGAAAUAGGAUAGUUAUAAUUAGCAGAGAAAUAGCAUGAUAGAAUCAUAUUCGCAUAAGUUAAGCCUAAUACUAUAUAUAUACUUUAUAGGAAUAGAAUUAAUUUUUUCUUAGAAUCAUCCAUUUAGAAAUCAAAAUUUAAGAACUAACAAAAAUCAAAUUUGA